AUGGCCCCGUCCCCUCGGAGCAGGUUCGUGCGGGAGUCGAGGCCGCUGGUCGCGAGGACAAGAGCCCGGCUCCCGUUCUCUCCACUUUUGUGUUACACUGGCCUCAUUGAAAUCUUAAAGAUGCAAAGUACCCUUGCUGCAGCUUCAGCACAGGGCUUGGAUGCUCCUGGUUUGGGAGAUGGUCGGUGGAGAUGUGUUGCUCAUCAUGAUUACACGGUUAUGUUGCAAACGACAGUGUUAAGAAACCUGCAGGUGGCCAGCUUCUUCAUUGGUGAAGUACCAUGUAUUUCCCUGGAAAAAAAAAUAGAUUUUACAUCUUCAGAGCGAGCCAGCUCGCUUGCUUUACCAAACUGUUACACGCAGAACAGCUCCGUCGCUGGCGCCGCGGCAGAGGGAAGCCCCGAGCCCUUAUUUGCGCGCUGGCUGGCGGAGGCAGCGCUCCGCAAGCCUUCCCUCCGCGCUCGCCCCGCACAUGCGGGCAGCGCCGCGCAGUCCCGUGGAGUGGCGCUCCGGCCCCGACGGGGCGGCCGCUGCUGCCCAGGACCGCGCUGGGGCGGGCAGCCCCCCGCGGGCCAGACCCGCAGCUUUGCCGCCGUCUGCGCCGUCCGCGGCGCCCCUGGACGGGACGGGCUGCCCCGCUGUCCCGAGGGAGCUGCAGCCCCCGCAGAGCCUCCAGCGCGGAGAAGGGACCGCCCCGGGAAGGGACCCCGGCCGGGGAGGCAGCGGCCUCCUCCCCGCAGACCGCCCCCGCAGCCGCCGCCCCAGCUGGGCUCGGCCAGCUCCGUCCCCAGGACUUCCACUUCUUCUUUUUUAAUUAAGGACAUUUUGGGCGACAGCAAACCGCUGGCGGCGUGUGCACCUUACAGUACCAGCGUUCCCUCUCCCCAUCACACUCCCAAACAGGAGGGCACGGCAGCCCCGGAAAGCUUCAGGCCAAAGCUCGAGCAGGAGGACAGCAAGGGCAAGCUGGACAAGCGUGACGACACGCAGGGCGACAUCAAAUGCCACGGGACAAAGGAGGAGGGUGACCGGGAGAUCAGCAGCAGCCGGGACAGCCCGCCCGUGCGGGCCAAGAAGCCGCGCAAGGCGCGAACGGCCUUCUCGGACCACCAGCUCAACCAGCUGGAGCGCAGCUUCGAGCGCCAGAAGUACCUGAGCGUGCAGGACCGCAUGGAUCUGGCCGCCGCACUCAACCUCACCGACACGCAGGUGAAAACCUGGUACCAGAACCGCAGGACGAAGUGGAAGCGGCAGACAGCGGUGGGACUGGAGCUGCUGGCCGAGGCCGGCAACUACUCGGCGCUGCAGAGGAUGUUUCCCUCGCCCUAUUUCUACCACCCCAGCCUGCUGGGCAGCAUGGACAGCACGACGGCGGCCGCGGCGGCCGCGGCCAUGUACAGCAGCAUGUACCGGACUCCCCCCGCGCCGCGCCCCCAGCUCCAGCGGCCGCUCGUGCCGCGGGUGCUCAUCCACGGGCUGGGGCCCGGCGGGCAGCCGGCCCUCAACCCCCUGGGCAACCCCAUGCCGGGCACUCCGCACCCCCGGUGA
Tinamus guttatus (white-throated tinamou) is the source of this 1548-nucleotide messenger RNA. It is a transcript of the gene BARHL2, whose product is annotated as BarH like homeobox 2. The record is from RefSeq and is a predicted model, not a curated record. Gene Ontology annotation, cellular component: nucleus. Gene Ontology annotation, molecular function: RNA polymerase II transcription regulatory region sequence-specific DNA binding; DNA-binding transcription factor activity, RNA polymerase II-specific. Gene Ontology annotation, biological process: regulation of transcription by RNA polymerase II. Lineage: Eukaryota; Metazoa; Chordata; Aves; Tinamiformes; Tinamidae.